GAGGGAUGUUAAAGGGAGUGUCCAUUCAUGAAAUGGCUUCCCUCAUGUGAGGAUUUUUUGUAAUUGUCUCUGCAUUGUAAUUGAUUCAUACUGCUGGUUUUCCCUCUCUCUCCAUUGAUUGUAAUCAAAUCUAAUUCAGCAAUAAAGAUUCUUCUUCAUGUUCAUAAUUCAGCCAUAUGUUUUCUUGGUGAAUUCGAUUUCUUACUCUUUCAUAAGAGUUCAUUAUUCUUGAUCCUUUAUUUUGUUCUGUUAUUGUUUGUUUAUUGUUGUUUCAGCAGUGUUCUUGCACAACAGUUAGUUAGGAGAGUGGUUUGUGUUACUUACAGUUACAAUAUUCACCAUAAUUAUAUAACAUGUUCCUAGUACCAGGCACUGGUAACUAAUUCUUUAUUAUUCUUUCAAAAAAAUAAAUUGUAGCUCAAACUACUCACUACUCUUCAAUCUGAUCGAAACCAAGUUUCAUAUCCAUGACAGAAAUCCUCUUCAAUCUAGUCCCUCUCAUUUCUCCUCUCCAAGAUUUGUCAAAGAUUCUUAUUUAAUAUUUUUUUGUCAAGAAAAUAUAUUUAAUAUUCUGUGUUUUACUGCAUGGUAUUAUUAUAUUCCACUACUAAUAAUAUAAUCUGAAAAGGCAGACCAUGCUUCAAACAUUGACCACGCACAGCUAACUAUGCAUGCCAACCUAACAACGUACAGAAAAUAUAAUAAUAAAAUUAAAAAGGGGAGAAUUUCAAUGAUAUGUAUGAGUUGUAUCACUAUCAGUAUGUUUACUUACUUGUAACCAACAUCUGAAACUCUCUCUUCAAUCACUGGAUCUGAACCAAGUUUGAAAAGCCAUGGCUGAGUUGAUCCUAUCUCCAAUUGCUGAGAAAAUCAUCGGUGGUUUGGGAUCUGAAGCUGUGAAACACAUCUCUGGUUUGGGGUGUGGAGGCUGAGCUUGAAGAUCUCAAAGAAACCAUUUCAACAAUCCAAGCAGUGCUUUUGGAUGCUGAGAAGAAACAGUCUCACAACAACCAAAUCAAGAACUGGCUCCAAAGGCUCAGCACUGUGGUUUUCAAAGCAGACGACUUGAUGGACGACUUCAACACUGAAGCUUUGAGGCGCCAACUCAUCAUGCCUCAAAACCCAAUGGCCAACCAGGUGUGCACCUUCUUUUCCACCUCCAACCAGCUUGCUUUUCGUUUCAAGAUGAGUCGUAGAAUACAAGGCAUCAAGAAAAGACUGGCUUCCAUUUCCAAUGAUAAAAGCUUCUUUUUGGAGCAAGGACGUCAAGAAACUACUCUAACUGCUAGAAGAGUGAGAGAUGCUGACUUCUAUGUACGUAAGGAAGAUGUUAUUGGGAGGGGCAAGGAUAGAUCGUUCAUCAUCGAUAAUCUUUUGUUGGAGAGUUCUGAUCAAGAGAGUGUCUCGGUGAUUGCCAUUGUAGGAAUAGGUGGUCUAGGAAAAACCACUCUUGCCAAAAGUAUUUAUAAUGAUGCGCAAGUCCAAAAACAAUUUAAGUUAAGGAUUUGGGUGUGUGUAUCCGAUCAAUUUGACUUCAGAGUAAUUAUUAAAAGUAUUAUUGAGUCUGCAAAAGGUGAGGCUAUUUCGAGAGACAUGGGAACAGAACUGUUAGUAAAGAAGCUUCGAGAAGUACUUGGUGGAAGUCAGUAUUUUCUUGUACUAGAUGAUAUAUGGGAGGAAGACCAUGCUAUGUUGUUGAAGUUAAAAGAUUUAAUAACAAGUAAUGAAAAUGCUGGAAGUAGAGUUGUUAUAACUACUCGCAGUGAAAACAUUGCUAAAUUCUUAACUACCAAACAACAACCCUAUCGACUAGGGGUUCUUGAUGAAGUUGAAUCUUGGUCUUUGUUUAGAAAGGUGGCUUUUGAAGAUGGCUCACAAGAGCUAGAUAACUCUAGCAUUGUGCAGAUUGGAAAGGAGAUUGUGAAAAGGUGUAAAGGAAUCCCCUUGGCCAUCAAAACAAUAAUAGGAAAUAUAUUACAUGGGAAAAGUUUACAAUCAGAUUGGUCUUCCUUAGAUAAGGAAUUUUCAAAAAUACCUUAUCGAAGUGAAGAUGAUAUCUUACCCACCCUCAAAUUGAGUUAUGAUCAUCUUCCCUCCCAUUUGAAACUUUGCUUUGCUUAUUGUAGUUUAUUUCCUAAAGAUAAAGAAAUUAAGGUGAGAAAUUUAAUUAACCUUUGGAUGGCACAGGGGUUUCUCAAGUUAACAAAUCCAAGUCAAGAUCAAUGUUUGGAAGAUGUGGGUUAUGAAUGGUUUAUGACUUUGUUGGAAGGAUCAUUCUUUCAAGAUGUUGAAGUAGAUGAAUGUGGAAUUAUAAAGAAAUGCAAAAUGCAUGAUUUGAUGCAUGAUCUUGCCGUUCAAGUAGCAGGAGAAGAAUGUACUACUUUUGACUUCGACUUUUUAAAUGGUCAAGGAAAUAUCAAGAAAACUACUCUUCAUGUGUUUUUUGAAAACUAUGCUUACUCGGGAAGUGAAGUUUCAGCUUCAUUGGCUCAUGCAAAAAAUAUUCGAACAUUUCUUAGUACUUUAAACGAUAACGAGGAGUCAUUUUGCGAUGCCAUAACAUCAAACUGUAAGGUUAUACGUUGUUUGGAUUUGAACAAUUCAAGUAUUAAGAUAGUAUCAAAUUCUAUCAGCAAGUUGAAACACCUGAGAUAUUUAGACCUUUCACGGAAUUCUUUUCUCGAGUCACUUCCCAAUUCAAUUACGAAUUUGGUGAAUUUGCAAACGUUGAAACUCAAUCAUUGCUCAGAUCUCAAAGCACUACCUAGAGAAUUUGAGAAACUCAUCAAGGCAUCUUGAACUUUCUUCGUGUGAAUUGAA
Messenger RNA from Cannabis sativa, 2820 nucleotides. RefSeq names its product putative disease resistance protein RGA1. The coding region runs from base 1069 to 2799 and encodes 576 amino acids. Gene Ontology annotation, molecular function: protein binding; ADP binding. The transcript is spliced from 3 exons. The record is from RefSeq and is a predicted model, not a curated record. Gene Ontology annotation, biological process: defense response to other organism. NCBI's taxonomy places the organism in Eukaryota, Viridiplantae, Streptophyta, Magnoliopsida, Rosales, Cannabaceae.